This is a messenger RNA of Zasmidium cellare ATCC 36951, 825 nucleotides long. RefSeq lists its product as uncharacterized. The transcript has 2 exons. Gene Ontology annotation, biological process: translation. Gene Ontology annotation, molecular function: structural constituent of ribosome; RNA binding. The coding region runs from base 1 to 825 and encodes 274 amino acids. Gene Ontology annotation, cellular component: nucleus; cytosolic small ribosomal subunit. NCBI's taxonomy places the organism in Eukaryota, Fungi, Ascomycota, Dothideomycetes, Mycosphaerellales, Mycosphaerellaceae. The record is from RefSeq and is a predicted model, not a curated record.
AUGCAGUCGCAAACCGCCCCGGCUCAGGCCAUGAGCGGCCUCAACAUCUCCAAGCGCAGAAAGUUCGUCGCCGACGGUGUCUUCUACGCCGAGCUCAACGAGUUCUUCCAGCGCGAGUUGGCUGAGGAGGGUUACUCCGGUGUCGAGGUCCGCGUCACCCCAACCGUCACCGACAUCAUCAUCCGCGCAACGCACACUCAGGAGGUUCUUGGAGAGCAGGGUCGCCGAAUCCGUGAGCUCACCAGCUUGAUCACCCACCGUUUCCGCUUCCCUCCGGACUCUGUCUCUCUCUACGCAGCCAAGGUCCAGUCUCGUGGUCUCUCCGCCGUCGCUCAGUGCGAGUCCCUCCGCUACAAGCUCCUCAACGGUCUUGCCGUCCGUCGUGCAUGCUACGGUGUGCUCCGCUUCAUCAUGGAGUCCGGUGCCAAGGGUUGCGAGGUCGUCGUUUCUGGCAAGCUCCGUGCUGCGCGUGCCAAGUCCAUGAAGUUCACCGACGGCUUCAUGAUCCACUCCGGUCAGCCAGCCAAGGACUUCAUCGACUCCGCCACUCGCCACGUUCUCCUCCGACAAGGUGUGCUCGGUAUCAAGGUCAAGAUCAUGCGCGCCUCUUCCUCCCCAUCAGACCCAGCCGGCGAGAAGUCUGGCGGCAAGGGUCUCCCCGACUCCGUCACCAUCAUCGAGCCCAAGGAGGAGCAGCCAAUCCUCGCACCAAGCUCUCAAGACUACGGCGCCAAGGCCGCUCAGGCCCAGCAAUACGCACAGCAACAGGCUGCGCAGGGAGAGGAGGCCGCUGAGGAUGGUGCUCCACCAGCGCAGGAGUACUGA